CUCCUGAUUCAGCCAGUUGUGUGUGUGUGUAAAACUCACAGCAAGUGAACUUACGAUUUUCGUUGUUUUUAUUAUUAUCGUCUGGGAGAUUUGUAGCUUGAGGCUUCAUUGCUUACCUCCCCGACUAUUUGAGUGCCAUUUCGGUAACAUCAAACCGUAAUUACCACAUUGUGUAUAAGCGAUAGUUAACUGUAUUAGCCUUAGAUAACCGCGUGAUAACUGAAAUGUACAAUCUUGUUUGGUCAGUAUAAUUACGCAUUAAAUAGUGGAAGGUUCAACGUCAACGUUGAACAAUCAUCAUCCGCGCUGUCCGCGCUGUACACUGUACACCAGCCAGAAGAUCGAACAAUGCAGAACCUCUCAACACACAUCCUCGACACGACAUGUGGCCAACCAGCAACAGAAGUGCCUGUGACGCUUUACAGACAAGGAUCACUGGAAGCUACAACCUGGACGAAGAUUGGUUCCGGCUCUACUGACACCGACGGGCGGUUCCGACAAUUCUUCGAUACUCAGCAGACUGGUGGCCUACAGCGUGGGGUUUACAAACUGCAUUUUGAAAUUGACAGUUACUUCCGCUACCGGAAGGUCGAGUCAUUUUACCCGUUCAUUGAGAUCGUAUUCGCGGUUACCAACGAAGCCCAGCACUACCACAUACCGCUGCUACUGAAUCCAUUUGGCUACACUACCUACCGUGGAUCUUGAGUUCUUUUGCCACACUCCUGCCAUUCUGUCAUGCCUUAGCGUCAGCUUCAAGCCUAUCCCUAAUGGGCGUACCUUGCACUACUUUUUUCCAUCGUGUAUUUAAUUGCCGAGGGUGCACAAUAAAUAAAAAAAGGCGUGACAAAAUUACUUUUAU
Anopheles bellator is the source of this 859-nucleotide messenger RNA. Its product is annotated as 5-hydroxyisourate hydrolase. Bases 349 to 705 code for a protein of 118 amino acids. Gene Ontology annotation, molecular function: hydroxyisourate hydrolase activity. Gene Ontology annotation, biological process: purine nucleobase metabolic process. The record is from RefSeq and is a predicted model, not a curated record. Lineage: Eukaryota; Metazoa; Arthropoda; Insecta; Diptera; Culicidae. The transcript has 2 exons.